UAUAACAAGCCUAAACAGUUUUGGACAAUCUACGUUUGUUUAUAUAUAACAUAUAUAGUCUUAUUUUGUCUGUGGAAACUUAUUAAAAUCAUUUUAACAAUUAAUUUUAUUUUUUUACCAUAGAAAAGUCCAUUAAAUCCAUUAACUUGACGAAAUAAACGAGAUCAGCUGUCUACGACUCGCGAAACCAGUUGUCUUGAAGGGGUAAACAUUUAAGGCGAGUUUUACAUAAUUAUCGUCGAUUAUCCUUCACUUUCCUUCAAAAUGGUCUGCGAAAAGUGUCAAAAGAAGCUGGGAAAGGUUAUCACCCCAGACACCUGGAAAGCUGGUGCAAACAACACAGUUGAGGGAGGUGGACGGAAAAUCAAUGAAAACAAGCUCCUAACCAGCAAGAAAAAUCGCUUCAAUCCGUACACCACAAAAUUCGUAGAAUGCAGGAUUUGCAGAACAAAGGUUCACCAAGCGGGUUCCAAUUUCUGUCAGGGAUGUGCCUACAAGAAGGGAAUAUGCGCCAUGUGUGGGAAGAAGAUUCUGGACACAAAGAGUUAUUGCCAGUCUUCUGCCUAGAAGAAAAUUCAGUACCUGUAUGUUGUGUGUGAAAGUUAACUUUAUAUACUCGUGUGCUAGAGAAUUAUAUAAACUUUAGAUAUAUUUGUAAAUGUUAAUCUAUAACUUUUCCAUGUACACUUUACAAAAUGGUUGACAGUAACCUUAACGAAAUUCCAUUUUGAUGAAUCUAAUUACAACGGGCUCGCUGCAUCUUGCAUAUUUUAUUCCAUCAAACUUUCAUGUUGUCUGACCAAUAAAUGAGUUUUUUAUAA
Molecule: messenger RNA, 821 nt
Organism: Macrobrachium nipponense
Lineage: Eukaryota; Metazoa; Arthropoda; Malacostraca; Decapoda; Palaemonidae
Product: cysteine-rich PDZ-binding protein-like
Exons: 3
Coding region: 265-567 (100 amino acids)
Biological process (GO): cytoplasmic microtubule organization
Cellular component (GO): dendrite
Molecular function (GO): PDZ domain binding; microtubule binding
Source: RefSeq, a predicted model, not a curated record